Molecule: messenger RNA, 1710 nt
Organism: Dama dama (fallow deer)
Lineage: Eukaryota; Metazoa; Chordata; Mammalia; Artiodactyla; Cervidae
Gene: FEZ1
Product: fasciculation and elongation protein zeta 1
Exons: 10
Coding region: 214-1392 (392 amino acids)
Cellular component (GO): axon; cytoplasm
Source: RefSeq, a predicted model, not a curated record
CCCUUACACGCCCCAGCAUCUUCUCUGCCUCUAAGAACCUGGCCCUCAGCCCGCCCGCGCCCCUCCCUGGGAUGCCGAGCCUUUCCCCAGGACCGUGCAUUCCUGCAGUGUCAGAACCACUGGCAGCUGCCGCAGACGCCGGCGGAGCGAUUGUUUUACCACGAACAGAUAUACGAAUCCUGAACGUUGCAGUUUUCUGAUUGCUGUGCAAGGAUGGAGGCCCCACUGGUGAGCUUGGAUGAAGAAUUUGAGGACCUUCGGCCCUGCUGCUCGGAAGACCCCGAGGAGAAGCCCCGGUGUUUCUACGGCUCGUCUCCCCACCAUCUCGAGGACCCCUCCCUAUCUGAGCUGGAGAAUUUUUCUUCUGAAAUCAUCAGCUUCAAGUCCAUGGAGGACCUGGUGAAUGAAUUUGAUGAGAAGCUCAAUGUCUGCUUUCGGAACUACAACGCCAAGACCGAGAACCUAGCUCCGGUGAAGAACCAGUUCCAGAUUCAAGAGGAGGAGGAGACCCUGCAGGAUGAGGAGGUUUGGGAUGCUCUGACAGACAAUUACAUCCCUUCACUCUCAGAAGACUGGAGGGACCCAAACAUGGAGGCUCUAAAUGGCAACAACUCUGACACUGAGAUCCAUGAGAAAGAAGAGGAAGAGUUCAAUGAGAAGAGUGAACACGAUUCUGGAAUCAAUGAGGAGCCUUUACUCACAGCAGAUCAGGUGAUUGAAGAGAUUGAGGAAAUGAUGCAGAAUUCCCCCGACCCUGAAGAGGAAGAGGAGGUCCUGGAAGAGGAGGAUGGGGGAGAAACCUCCUCCCAGGCAGACUCGGUCCUCCUGCAGGAGAUGCAGGCCUUGACCCAGACCUUCAACAACAACUGGUCCUACGAAGGCCUGAGGCACAUGUCUGGGUCUGAGCUGAUGGAGCUCCUGGACCAAGUAGAGGGUGCCAUCCGAGACUUCUCGGAGGAGCUGGUGCAGCAGCUGGCCCGCCGGGACGAGCUGGAGUUCGAGAAGGAAGUGAAGAACUCCUUCAUCACUGUGCUCAUUGAGGUGCAGAACAAGCAGAAGGAGCAGCGGGAACUGAUGAAGAAGAGGCGGAAAGAGAAAGGGCUGAGCCUGCAGAGCAGCCGGAUCGACAAGGGAAGCCAGAUGCCUCUCAAGCGCUUCAGCAUGGAAGGCAUCUCCAACAUCCUGCAGAGUGGCAUCCGCCAGACUUUCGGCCCCUCGGGAAGUGACAAGCAGUACCUGAACACAGUCAUCCCAUAUGAGAAGAAGGCCUCGCCCCCAUCAGUGGAAGACCUCCAGAUGCUGACUAACAUUCUCUUUGCCAUGAAGGAGGAUAAUGAGAAGGUUCCCACUUUGCUGACGGACUACAUUUUAAAAGUGCUCUGUCCCACCUAACCUUGCCCUCGGGGGCAGCCUUGCUGCGGAGGUCACUGAGCAAGCGUCAUCCCACCGCAGGGACUGCAUGACACCACGUAGCCUCCGCCGUGUAUUUAAACGUGUAUAGCUUAACCCGGAUUAAACAUGAGCAAACGCGCGGGGUCCUUUGCUGUUGGCUUCUAGUCCUAGUAACCAUUGGUUGCAUGACCGUCUGGCAGGGCUGGUGAUGUCGCCCCUUCUCCGCCCGUGUCGGAGGGAGGCGGAUGCUGUCACCGCUCAUGAUGUAGUCUGGCUCCAGCCCUCAAAAACAGCUUCCACCCUAAGACUAAUUUUGAA